AAUCUCUCUCUCUUUCCCUCUCUCUCUCUCUCUCUCUUUCCCUCUCUCUCUCAACUGUGUUUUUAUCUGCAACAGCCCAGGGCAACCACCACCGUUCCUUCUUCCUCGUGUGCCCCCAUUCCAAUCCCAACAAAACAAAAUUUCCCAGUACCAACUUGCUCAGACGGUAUCCAAAAAACGGACACAAACCUGAUCCGCGAAAUUCGUACUACUUUAGAUACAGUACUAUUUCUCCUCUUCUUCUUUUCACGUCUCAUCUCUCUCACAGUCACAGUCUUCCAAAAACGCAAAAUUAAUCAAAACCACCUGACCUGAGUAGUCCGCAUCUGUUUGUUCAAUUUCUAGGAGGGUUUGAAAAUGGUCAGUCCGAAAGCGAGAACCGGAGACGACGGCGUGCCCUGCGACUACUGCAACCAACACAGCGCCGUCCUCUACUGCAGAGCCGACUCCGCCAAACUGUGCCUGCUGUGCGACAACCACGUCCAUUCCGCCAACGCCCUCUCCAGGAAACACCUCCGCUCCCAGAUCUGCGACAACUGCGCCUCGCAGCCCGUCUCCAGCCGCUGCCACACCGACAACCUCCUCCUCUGCCAGGACUGCGACUGGGACGCCCACGGCACCACCACCUCCUUCCACCGUCGCUCCCCCGUCGAUGCCUUCUCCGGAUGCCCCUCCGCCCUCCACCUCGCCUCCGCUUGGGGCCUCGAUUUGCUGGGUGCCAAGAGACCCCACCAUAUUGUCAACUGGACUUGUUAUCAGGACCCCGAUAACGUUAAUAAUAAUAACAAUAAUCCUUUCGAUUCUUCGUGGAUGUAUGAUAAGUCAUUGCAGGAUUUGAUGGUACCGAGUGGGAAUUGGAAUGGCAGGAUUGUUUAUUCGACGGAUGAUAUUUGUUACGAUGUUGGUUCUAAGAAGCAAAAGCAGCAGGUGGUGUCGAGGCAGUUGAUUGAGCUGUUUAAUAGAGAGGGAGUGGGAGUGGAUUGUGGUGGGGAGAAGUUGGUUUUGGAUACGCCACCAAACAGGCGUGGUUGGGAGGGGAAUGUUGAAGCUGGUAUUGGUUUGGGAAAUGGGGGUGAUGAGGGUAUGGAUGUGAAUCAAUCCCUGCAACCACGACGAGAAGAAGAGGAACAAGAAGAAGCACCCUUUGAUAACUCCCUAUUUAUGGUUCAGACGCAUGUGGAUCUGAAAGAUAGGGAUCCAGUUGCUGUUGGGAACAACACCACAUGGGAGAUUAAUCCCAAGGGUCUGGGUGCUCAGAUAUGGGAUUUUAACUUAGGGCGGUUGAGGGGCACUGAAGAAUCUGGUCAGUCGGAAGUAGUAUAUGCUGCAAGCAAUUCAGGUUUUAUGAUGAAGAGUUAUAGUGAACUCUUGAAAGAAGCAUCUUUGGUGACUACAAAAGGUUGUGGAGACAUCUUUGGGGUGAAUCCCUCCAUGGCGCAUGAGGAUACCGCGACAUUCAAUCAUAGCCCAAAUAAUGCAACGGCAAGCCAGGAGCCUGCAACAUCAGAGAGUAACAAUUUACCUGUAGCAAGACCACCCUUGUCACGUUUGGCCUUUGGUAACUCAAAAUGCUAUCCAUGGGAAAUCCAUUUUGCGGACCAGUCUGUUCUGAUGAGAGAUGAGACCACAAGAACAGCAUCAGUAACGAAGGCUGAUGUGGAGGUGCUUGUGCAAAACAGAGGAAAUGCCAUGCUACGCUACAAGGAAAAGAAGAAGACCCGAAGAUAUGAUAAGCACAUCCGGUACGAGUCCAGGAAGGCCAGAGCAGACACUAGGAAGCGAGUGAAAGGUCGAUUUGUAAAGGCUACAGAGGCUCCAGAUGGUUAAGUCCCUUCUGAAUGACUUCUUUCAGAUGUAGUUUUCCUGAUCCAUCUUGUAUGUAUAUUCAUAUUUUCUCCCACUUAAAUGUACAAGUCAUGUGGCCUUUUGUUUCUUGUGUGAUGGCAACACUUUUAUUCCAGCAUGAUCUCUCUUUCUCCACACAACAACUAUGCCAUUUGAGUCUUAUUUUACUGAUGUGAAUAAUAGUAGCUGGCAGGAUAUAUGGGCUGGUGCCAUCAAAUAUGCACACAAGGGUGAAAAUGCAAAGCCGGAAUGGGUAGCUGCUAUGGAAUAUUUCUUCUGGGAAAUGAUAUUCAGUGUCAAUCCUAUAGUAGUUUGACUCUUCAUCUUUUUGAUGAAAAUAAUCUUUGCUUUCAUUUAAUUCUAUUUAUCAGCAGAGUCGUGGACACCUUCUUUCGUU
Messenger RNA from Rhododendron vialii, 2242 nucleotides. Its product is annotated as zinc finger protein CONSTANS-LIKE 14-like. Gene Ontology annotation, molecular function: protein binding; zinc ion binding. Bases 358 to 1827 code for a protein of 489 amino acids. The transcript is spliced from 4 exons. The record is from RefSeq and is a predicted model, not a curated record. Lineage: Eukaryota; Viridiplantae; Streptophyta; Magnoliopsida; Ericales; Ericaceae.